UUAGAAUUCGAAUUUUCUAUUCAAAUUUUUCGAAAAAAAAAAUUAAUUAGAUAAUAGAAUUAGCAAAUGGGUUCAAUGAGAUAUGAAAAAUAAAAAAAGUGCGAUUCAUAGAUUUAAUUAUGAUGAAUAAAAUGAUUGCAAUAAAGAUACAUCGGAAUAUAAACUUGAUGAAUUAUCAUUUAAAUUUUUACUAAUGUAAUUUUAGUACAUGCCUUGGAUAUAGAUUUUUAAACAGUCAUGAUGAUUGACAAUGAAAACCUACAGAUUAAAUGAACAUUGACUUAUUUUUUUUAUGAUCAACAAUGAUCAACAUUAAAGCGGUAAUAGACAUCACUAACUACCCACCUGACACAAGCACACUGCGUAGUACAUACAACAAUAAUAAAAACAAUAAAAAUGAUAAUAAAUAAUAAUUAUAAUAAUAACGUUAAUUUAUAUAUAUGUAUUAAAGUUCUGGCGCCGUCUACCAUUUUGGUCACUCAGGAAAAACAUGGCCGUCCAAGAGAAACAUACGGUUUUUUCAAUAUUUCUCAUAUAAACACAAGUGCUCUUUAAUAUUUUAAAAUAAAAUGAAAAAAAAAAAACAAUAACAAGUGUAUUUAGACCAUGUGUUUAGUGAACGAAUAAAUAUAUACUGUGAAUAUUAUAAAUUAAAAAAUAAAUAAGGUUAUAAACAAUUGAGAUUGAAUAGUAAUAAUUAAAAAAAUUCAUGACAAUGGAUGAAAGACGUGUUGCAGACUAUUUUGUAGUUGCUGGUUUACCUGAACAAAAUGAUGAUUCAGAUUGUAAUGAUGAAUCAUCAAGUAAACUUGAAGACUGGUGUCAAGAGGGUACACAUCUCAAGGACAUGAAUAUACAAGCACCAAUAACUGAUUUAGCAAUAAUAUUUCCAACAUUGGGUGAAACAUGUCCAGAUGGUUAUACACUAUUGGAAUAUACUGUUAGUGGUUUUCCAGCAAAUUUAAAUCAUGGAAGUAUAAGAACAAAUGAAUGUUAUAUAUGUUAUCGAAGAAGUAGAGAUAAACCACCUCUUGUUGAUAUUGGUAUAAUAUUUGAUGGUAAAGAAAGAAUAAUGAAAGAUGCACAAAUGAUAAAAACAACACCAAAUGGUCAUAUUGCAAAUAUAAAUAAUUCAACAGCAUGUACAUUUGUAACAUAUCGUCGUGCAAAUGAAAAAAUGCCAUGUAAUUCAUUAGUUGUUACUGAUAUUUGUUUAAUAUUAACAAAUAAAGGUGAAACAGCACCACAAGCAUUUUGCACAAUUAAAAAAAAUUUAAAUAAAGGUAUGCUUGGUAGUAGUGUUUUUUUGUGCUAUAAAAAAUCAAUGAAUCGUACAAAUUUAAUAUCAUUUAAACCAUCAAUAUUAUAUAAAUAUCCAAUGACAGACUAUAAUACAUUUGGUUUUCCAAAUUCAGUUGCUAUGUUUUGUUUACCAAUGGGUGCAACUGUUGAAUGUUGGCCAAAAAUUGCUAGUAAACCAAAACCAGUUUUUUCAACAUUUGUAUUAACAGUUGAUGAUGCAGCACAAAAAAUAUAUGGUUCAGCAAUAACAUUUUAUGAAGAAAUAAUACCAGAUAAUAAUAAUAAUUUAAAUGAUGAUGAUGAUGACCAUGAUGAUAAACAACAUAUUGAUAUUGAUAAUAAAAAAAAUAUUGAAGAUAAUGAUGAUGUUAAUUGUGUUAAAGUUAAUGAUGAUGAUGAUGCUGAUGCUGAUAAUAUAACUGAAAAUAAACCACAAGUUAAAAUGAAGUUAUUUAAAAAAUUUGGUAUAUUAAAAAAAUUAAAUUCUGCACAAUUAGAAAAAUUACAAUAUAAUGAUCCAGAAAGUCAAUCAUUAAAUAUUAGUAAAUCAAUAUGUAUAUUAUCACAUUGGCCAUUUUUUGAUACAUUUCAAAAAUUUUUAGAAUUUUUACAUAGUUUGGUUGAUGGUGAAGAACAAGAAAUACCAAUUGAAAAAUAUAUAUCAUAUUUUUUAUGUGAUAUACCAUUUCCAAGUCCACAAAGACCAAGAAUACUUGUACAAUUAAGUGAAACAGAUAGAUUAAUAUUAACACAACCAGAAGAUUUAGCAUUACCACGUUCUGGUGCUAGUUUUCGUCAAUUAUUAUUUAAUCUUGGUCCUGAUAAUUGUUUAUUAAUAUUACAUUACCACGUUCAGUUACGUCCUGAUUUGCUGAUUGUUCGAGCUGAUGUAUUAACAGCUGUUAGUGAAGCAAUAUCAAUGAUUUUAUUUCCAUUUAAAUGGCAAUGUCCAUAUGUACCACUUUGUCCACUUGGUCUUGCUGAAGUAUUACAUGCACCAUUACCAUUUUUAAUUGGUGUUGAUUCAAGAUUUUUUGAUUUAUAUGAUCCACCAUCAGAUGUUAAUUGUGUUAAUUUAGAUACAAAUGAUAUUACAUUAUGUGAAGAUAAAAAAUAUUUAAAUAUUAAAUUAUUACCUAAAAAACCAGCAAAAUUAUUAAAAAAUCAAUUGGAACAUAUUUAUUAUAAAUUACAUUCAAUUAAAAUACAACCAACACAAUUAUCAUCAGAUAAAAAUGAUGAUAAUAAUACAACUAGUCUUGAUAAUGAAUUACAACAACAAAAAUCUAAAUUACAAAAUAAACAUAAAUCACAACGUGAAAAAAAUCAUGAAAUUAGUCCAGAUAUUGAAUUUCAACAAAAACGUAAACAACAAGGUUUUGAACUUGAAAUACAAGAUUCAUUUUUACGUUUUAUGGCAACAAUAUUAAAAGGUUAUCGUUCAUAUUUAUUACCAAUAACAAAAGCACCAACUGUUGGUGCAACUGAUCCAACAAGUUUAUUUAAUAUACAAGCAUUUUUAAGAUCACGUGAUAAAGCUAAUGCUAAAUUUUAUAGUAUGCUUGUUAGAACACAAAUGUUUAUUAGAUUUAUUGAAGAACGUAGUUUUGUAUCUGAUAUGGAUAUGGCUGGUUUAGCAUUUUUUGAUGAAUGUACUGAACGUAUUGAUGAUGAAAAUGUUACAUUUUUAAAACUUGAUGAAUCACAACACAGUGAAAGAACUGUAUUUAUAUUACCACCAGAACCAGAACAAAAUCAACAGCCAAUUAUUUAUAAUACAUUUAAAUUAAAUACUGAAUUAAUGAAACCACUUAAAAAUAAGAAUUUUAGAAAUUCAUCAUUAAGUGCAUUUAGUAUUGUACCUGGUAGUCCAAUGGCAAGAAGAACAAAACAAGAAAUUGAAUAUGCUCAAAAAAGAGCACGUAAACAAGUAGGAUUACCAGCAAGAUGGGGAAAAUAUAUGUUGAGUACAUGUCACAGUUUGUGGUUUCUUCAUUUACCAGCAAUGUUACAAGUAUCAAAUCAACCAGCAGUUAUUCUUCAUCAAUCAUAUGAGCUUCUUGUUAAAAUGCAAAAACUUAAACUUGAUCCAAUGGAAGAGGUUUGUUACAGAGCUAUGAUGCAACUAUGUGGUGUUUAUGGUCAACCAGUAUUAGCUGUAAAAUUAUUAUUUCAUAUGAAACGUAGUGGUGUACAACCAAAUGCCUUGACCUAUGGAUUUUAUAAUAAGGCUGUUCUUGAAGCUACAUGGCCAUCUGAUAUGACAAAUUCAAGUCAAUUAAUGUGGAAUAAACUUCGUAAUGUUAUUGUUGGUGCUGCAUUAUUUAAAAAAGCAGGAAAAAAAAUUGCAAGACGAAGAUUAAGUUCAAAUUCUGAAGUACUUAGUAUUAAUCGUUUUAAAAAUACUGAUUUAGAACAUUUAGCUACAUCAAGAUCAAGUCUUGAUAGUACACAUUCACAAGAUGCUGAUACCAUUAGUGGUGAUUCAUUAAAAGGUCGAUCUAUUCCUGAUUUAGCAACAUUUAAUUUAUUAGAUAUAAAACCAAAAAUGUUACGUCAAGAUAGUAUUGUUAAAGAUACAGCAAUGCUUGAUUUAUUACAAUCUGGACUUGAUGAUUCACCAGAUGAUUCAAGAUUGACACGUUGUCUUGAAUCUCCAUUAAAAAGUCCAGUAAGAACUCCAGUUACUGAAAAUGAUCCAUUGGGUGCAUUGAUGAAUGAUGACACUCCAGUUGUAUCACCAUCUGAUGAAAAUGAUUCAAAUUGCUCAACAAGUACUCUGACUAUUGUUAAUAAUACUGUUGGUGAAAGACCUGGUGGACCAGUUUUAUUUAGAAGCAAUGUCAUGCCAAGAAGUGCAACAUUUCAUCAGGCAGUUGAUGAAAUUCCUCCAACUGUUAGCAGUCAAUUGCAAAGAAGUGAAACAAUGCCUCAUUCAGUUGCUCAAACUGGUGAUCAAGAAAAAGAACGUGAUAAAACUGAAUUUAGUAGUCUUUGGACAAAUAAAGACAGUGUCACAUCUAGCUUAUCAAGUCUAGGCUCAAGUCUUAAGCUGAGUUUUGGACGAUAUUCAACUGGACGUCUUGCAUUUAAUAAAAAUAAGGAUUUAGUUUCAUCCAAUGUUUUUAUUGAAUCACUUAGUUUCUCAAAUUACAUCAGCUCUUCAAGUUUAACUAGUAAAAAAUCAAAUGAAAUAAUACUUGGUGGAAUAAAUAGUUUAAAAUCAGCAGCAACAAGUGUUGCUAAAAAAUUUGAUGAAAUAAAAGAAGCAAUAUCAGCAACAAGUACACCAGUUAAAUUAAAAGAACGUGAUCAACGUCUUGGACAAUCACAUGAAUCACUUGAUUCAUUAACAGAUGGAUCACAACAAGAUCGAAAUGAUUUUUCAAGUGAUUUAACUCCUGAUAAAUUAAAUACAUUAUAUGACAUUACUGAAUGUAUGUAUCCAAAAGGUUCACGUGAAUUUGAAGAACGUGUUGCUGUUGAACUUGUUCUAUCAACUGCAAGUAGAUGUCAUAAUUGUUAUACAGUACUUUAUGAUGAAGAAAUAAUGGCUGGUUGGCAACCAGAAGAAUCAAAUUUAAAUACAAUUUGUCCAUUUUGUGAUAAACCAUUUGUUCCAUCAUUGACUGUAACAAUACUUGAUUACAGAUGUGAUGAGGGUGAUAAAAUCAAUGACCCAUUGACUGGUGCACUGGUUGAGCUUCUUGAUCAACCAAAAGAACUCUCUGAGCCAAUUACUUUACCUUAUUUAAAUCCCAUUGUACUUAGAAAAGAAUUAGAAUCAGUUUUGAGUGCAGAAGGUGAUGUUUGUCUUACAAAACAUCAAUUUAUUCAAAAUCAUGAUAUUAUUUAUUGGAAUUUAAUAUGGUUUUAUGAAAGAAUAAAUUUAAGUAGUCAUUUACCAGAACUUUGGUUAAAUAAUGAUAAAAUUAUGGAAUCACAUAAUAAUUUAUGUUUAGUUGGUGUACGUACAAUGUGGGAUAAUGAAAAUUUAUAUAAAAAUCAUUUACCAAUGUAUUUACAAUGGAAACAACAAGAUAAUAGUAUUGAAGAAAGAACAUUGAUGCAGAGUGUUAUUUCAAAUGUUCGUCAUAAUAGUUUAUCAGAACCAAUUAAAAGAGUGGCCUUAGAGAGAAAUAAUAUUGUUCGUGUUAAAGAAGCACCAUUUUCAAUUUAUCGUGAUAUUUUAUUCUUGGCUUUUACUGUACUUGGAAGUGGCAAUAUCAAUCUUGGUGUAUUUGAUCGUCAAUAUACAACCGCUCUGGAGGGAUUAACGGAUAAUGAUGAUAAAUUAUUAUGUUGUACUGAUGCACCACCAUCUGCAAUGACGUUAUAUUGUAGACAAUAUUUUAAACAAUUGAGUAUAUAAUAAUUUUUAAUUAAUAAUAAUAAUAAUAAUGCAGGGCAAAUAAAUU
Molecule: messenger RNA, 5720 nt
Organism: Aphidius gifuensis
Lineage: Eukaryota; Metazoa; Arthropoda; Insecta; Hymenoptera; Braconidae
Gene: Crag
Product: DENN domain-containing protein Crag
Biological process (GO): regulation of Rab protein signal transduction
Cellular component (GO): cytoplasmic vesicle; ESCRT I complex
Molecular function (GO): protein binding
Source: RefSeq, a predicted model, not a curated record